Messenger RNA from Coniosporium apollinis CBS 100218, 5187 nucleotides. RefSeq lists its product as uncharacterized. The record is from RefSeq and is a predicted model, not a curated record. Bases 1 to 5187 code for a protein of 1728 amino acids. Gene Ontology annotation, cellular component: plasma membrane. The transcript has 3 exons. Lineage: Eukaryota; Fungi; Ascomycota; Dothideomycetes. Gene Ontology annotation, biological process: positive regulation of GTPase activity; Ras protein signal transduction. Gene Ontology annotation, molecular function: guanyl-nucleotide exchange factor activity.
AUGGCCGCGCCGUUAUUACAGGACCAACGCGGGCUGGGGAAUGUCGCAGCACGCGCAGACCAGCAGCGACUCCAAGCAGCCCAGCGGACUCAUAGCGCGAAACGCAGGAAGACCGAGGGCACCCUGGGACACCAUCAUCAGACGUCGUUGCGGCUGGCGAAAGACAGCACGGAAGAAUUGCGUGCCCGAACCAGACUCCGGAGCCAGAGCAAGAGCAGCGGAGAUGUACCGCCUCAUGGAGCUCCAAACACGCGAGAGGGCCGGCAAUUCACCGUCGGAAACAUUGGGAAUAAUGGAACUAUAUACCUGAGGCCAGUCGUCCGCUCUGCUACGCAGCGAGCCCGUCCCAUACCUGAUCCUUUCGCUGUCUCGCAUGUCACAGUUCCAGAUAGUACUCGCACGGCCAACGAGUCCGCAAUCCCAAAAUCCCCUCGGGAGGAGAGCUGGUUCUCUGGAUCUGCUACAUCGAUACCACUACAACAAGACACUUUCAAGCCUGCACACAUAAGUAGUGAGAAGCCCGAAAUAGCAAAUGUUCCGUCUUCGAAGCCCCCUGCGCAUGUUCGCUCCUUCUCUUGCUCCACUAUAGAAGACUCGGCUCCGCCACAAACCGCAGAUCCGAACACUUUCAAAAUAUUAAUAGAUCGGCCAACAAUUCGACGGCCCGUAACUGCGCAUGUGGACUCGCUGCCUGUGUUACAGGUCCCAAUUCCGCACUACAAACUCGGAACACCACGAUUCAGUGCAAGGGGGACGGCGAUCAUAGGAAGCUCUGUAUACACACGAGGGUCGGGAACGGACGACUUUCGGUCAUCGGUCCUCUCUGGUGCUGAGUACAACCGCCUUAUUGGGACUCCACCACGUACCAUCCGCCCUUCGCUAAUGUCUAGCUGGCAAUCGGACAUCUCCGUGCAGCCAGCGUUCGUUCGCCGCAGCAUCAUCGGGGCCGUAAAGGCUCGAGCGUCUGUUGUGCGAGGGACAGAUGAGCUCGUCAGCAGCGCGGAGAUUGGACCGCAGGUCUUCGAUAAGCUAUCAGCACAUCCAGACGAUUCCUCUGUUGUCCGGUUCUCGAACGGCAAGCUUGUUGCUGCAACGCCGCCACGCCUCAUAGUUCACAUAACUUCUGAGCAUUUCCUCGACUAUCGAUUGCUGGAAGAUUUCUUCCUGACGUUUCGUUCAUUCCUACCACCAACUGAUCUUCUGGCAUAUUUAGCUGCUCGGGAAGAAUGGGCUCAUCGCCGAGAUGACAAUGUUGGUGUGAUUGUUCAAAUUCGAGUCUUUGUUGCGCUUCGACACUGGAUCAUGAACUUCUUAGUAGUGGAUUUCGUGCCUAACUAUCAACUCCGACAACAAUUCUGCGAUUUCGUGAACCGACUAUGGAAGGACAUGUCCGGGCAGAACCCUGGAAGAAACAGAAAGGCCCAUAUCCUCGGACAACUCAAAUCCUGCUGGAGACAAGUCAUGGGAAGGUUUUGGGAAGGUCUUGAGGUUGGUGCGCCGGAAGAUGAUAUCCUCCCUGGCGGCCACGUCGAUUCGGAAAUCUCUCAGGAUGUUCCUGGGACAGCAGAGGGAAGCAGAUUACAAAAGGAAGCCGGCUCACAGCAAACAAGGCCGGAGGCUCAAUGGCCAAAAUUUGCUGGAGCGAUGAAUCCGCAAGACACUAACCGGGCGCAGAAUGAUCAACGGGUUCCGCAUUCAUCGCUUGUCUCAGCGCUGCAUUCUUCUCAGGAGUAUGAUGGCCUUCCCUUAUCGCCGGCGAGUGAGCAAAGCCUGCAGGUUUACUCAUGCUCCAUUCCGAUGCGUCCCUUCCUCCGGACUGAGCGACUUUCUGAUAGGCCAUUGAACCCUCCGCCGGCUCUGGUCCAAAUUACCGGCGUACAGCCUAGUAUUUCAUCCAGCGGACCUCAGCGCCCGGCGCAGGACCAUGGACGUAGUGCAAGCCUUGGUGACACAUGUGGAGACCGCAGAGCAGCCUCUGCUCGAGCACAUGGCGUCAACUAUCCAGCCAGGGGGGAGAUGCUUUCUGAGUUCCCUGGCAGCUUGGUCCGCGGCGCGAUAUUUCACCCAGACUCGCCUUAUCUCGACAUCCAAUCGCAUGACGGUAUGUGGUCUGUCAAGUCUUCGCAGGAGCUCGGUCGUUCCAACAACGGGAGGCCGAUAUCAAGUUCCAAAAUAUCGCUCGCAUGGAAUCCUGGGGUCAAGAGGCUCAUUGGGUCCGUCUAUCGCGCCCUUAGCGUGAAACAGAAUGGAAGUUAUGAUCCUCGCUCUGCGGAGCAAGCAACUCAGUCCUUUACUGUCGCGAGCCCGAAAUCCCCGCACCCUGCAGCACGUGCGACCGGCCCCCAAUCUUCUGCUGGCGUUCAAAAGCGGAAGAACUCCCGUCGAACCCAGGUGCGCGUCGACAUACUGGCUGCCAAGGCUGCCGAAAGCUUCAAGGCUGCUCUUGCUGCCGAAGCCGAGGUUGAGGAGCAGAGGCACGGGGUGCCUGCUGCGACAAAUACGCAAGCCAAUAGCGAGAAUAUGCCAGACGUCCAGGAUCAGCCGGAGCAGCAAGAAGUAAAUAUUGCAAGACUCAACAGUCACAUCACGGCAGGGAGUCGGUCCAUAGUGAUUGUAGACGGCACAGGACCUCGAGAUUUCCCGGAGAUGCCUGGACUUCUUGCAGCAACUUUUCUGGCUCAGAGCUCGGCACAAGCAAUCAGCAACCCGGACCAGCUCGCUCAUCCACCAUCUCACCCGCGUCCAAGUCUCGAUAAUCAAUGGAGAUUUCCGAGCAGCGGUGUAAGCGCACUGCAGGCAAUUGACGACGGAAAUUUCUUCUCUUCCGCUACAGUUGGGCCACCCCACCACAGUGAGUCGCUUUCGAAGGAACUCGCAAAAGCGUCUAUCUCUGCAUCAGAGCACCGUCCUUCGUUUACCAGACAUCCCUCGGCGCGCCGGUUAACUAGGAAGAUCCAAUCCAUGCAUUCGGGCUCUGUACCUCUUCGGAGGUACGCUUCUUACCAGAGCAGUAUAAGUAGGCAUCACCCAGCACAGAGCGGUGGCACUACAGCGGGGUCUAUGUCUUCUCGCAGCGACCCUUUUGUUCUCGAUCACAGUCCCGUCCGCCCGCUUCGACGACGCCCGGGAGGUGAUCUUCGCGCAAUGGGCAAUGGAGUCGACAUUGGGCGGAUUCCACGACCACGAUCCACUGGCUCACUUUCGAACAGAACUCACUCUGUGACCAACUCCGUAACAUACCCCUCUCUUGCCGCUGCCGCAGACACAGCCCCUUCUCAGUUUGAAUCCGAGGAGCGCCAUGCGACUACUGCUGGAGCGACUGACGGUACUACUGCGCCGAGGAAGCGUCUGUCGCUGAUGGAGACUCACUCAUCACAGCCGAAUCUUCGACCUUCGUUCGAGGCCGCUGUUGCGAGGUUCGCUGCACUGCCGGACGAUGACGAUGAUGGAGGUGUCGAGUCGGCAUUGAUGAAGCUAGAAGGCCGGUAUGAGAAACGUAGAGGAGCGCCUAGUCCGAAGCCAGCCCUUACCGAUGGAGUGUAUGUGCCGAAGACCAAGAACAAUGCGAACCCGCCCAUUGGAGCCCGGGUUACAGUCUCAGAGCAUCAGCAGGUGGUCAAUCUAACGAGCGCUCAACCCAUCGGAUCGUCAGUUCCGCAAUCUCAAACAUUGACCUCCGAGACCCAGGAAGCAAGCAACCCUAAAAUGGCUCAACCCUCUGGCUCCCAGACUGUCGUUCAACCUACUGUGCAGACUCGAUCAGUUGCCGAGUCGGACGACUCGUAUUCGUCCAUACCUCUGUUAGAGCGUGGAUUGAGCGACGCGGGAAAAAUCAAGCAGAAAAAGCCCUCGCCUCUUAGCAAAGCUUCGCCGCAGACUCAGCACAAGAUAGUCGUGCAAGAGUUUACCGAUUUGCCAAAAUCUUCAGGGGAGCUCGUUGGCGAGACUGAAAGCAUGCAAAGUAUACCGAAAGGCGCGACCCUGCCUACUUCCGCCACCUCGCAUCUAUCCUUCCUAUUGGACGAAAACGAAAGCCUUGCAGAUAUCUCCACAGAGCUGUCCACUGAAGUCUCUGAUGACAACGAAGACGCCGGUCAGGGCGUUAGGAGCUUUCUUGAAGAUGAUACACCGUACGAAGAGCUUGACGCAGAUUUUAUGUCACACCCUCUCCGCCAUCCCCCCACACCACCUCGAACGAUGGAGCGAACGGUUCACACACCACGCGCUGCCGAAACAACCUUCAACAGAGCUCCGCCUACCCCUGGUCUAACCCCUACUCUGAAGCCCACAGAACAUCCUCGACCUCCUGCAUCCAUCCCUCAACCGCCGGCUGCAAUUGAGCUGACAGAGCUGCGGAGCGAUGUCGCGUCGGCAGUACAUAUACCCUUCAUUCUUGCCUACGACGCCGAAGUUCUUGCACAGCAGUUCACCAUCAUCGAAAAGGAUGCGCUCGACGAGAUCGAAUGGAAAGAACUGAUCGACCUGAGCUGGAAGCAAAAGGCACCUGAUGUGCGGAAUUGGGUCGAAUACCUCCGCUUCGAAGAGCCUCGCAGCGUCGACAUUGUCAUCGCGCGCUUCAAUGUCAUGGUCAACUGGACGAUAUCUGAAUGCCUGCUGAUUGAUGAUCUCGAUGAGAGAGUCAAGGCCAUUGUCAAAUACAUCCACAUCGCUUCUCAUGCGAGAAGGCUUCAGAACUUCGCCACCAUGUCCCAGAUCGUGCUUGCCCUCAGCUCGGUCGACAUGGAGCGUCUGACGAAGACGUGGGAGCGGGUGCCCGUGCACGAAUGCGAGAUGUUGCAGGACUUGAAGGCUUUGGUCAACCCGCUUCGGAACUUUGUUAGUCUGCGAGAGGCUAUGGAAUCAGCUAAUACCGACUUGGGCUGCAUUCCAUUCAUCGGCAUCUACACGAAAGACCUGCUCUACAACGGCAACAAGCCCGAAUACAUCAAAGACCAGCCAGCAAACUCCUCUGGCGAGCGCCUCGUCAACUUCGAGCGCCACCAAGCCGCCGCAGGCAUCGUCAAGAGCCUCUCACGUUUGCUUGAGGCCAGCGACAACUACAAGUUCCAACCUGUGCCUGAGGUCAUCAGCAAAUGCUUGUGGAUGACAUCCCUUACCGACGAGGAGAUCAAGCGGCAGGGCCAGAAGAUACAACCUUCGACAAGCCAUGCGGCGAUGGCAGGCUAG